UAGCAUACUGCUCCAUGAGGGCUCCACUGUUCAUAGAUUAAAAGUACACCAUGAGUUUUCUGUAGUUAAGCCAACUUGUUUUCAGAAGCCAAAGUGAAAGCAACACUUCAGAUUGUUUUACGAGCCCAGAGGAGAAGACCAUUUCUACCUUUCUAGAGAUGGGUGCUGCAUCGAGUCAACCUGACACAACAGUCCAUAAUGAUACCCUGAGAAUUGUACUGGUUGGAAAAACUGGAAAUGGAAAAAGUGCAGUAGGGAAUACCAUCCUGGGGAAGGAAGUUUUUAUAUCUAAAACUACAUCACAUUCAGUGACCCAGGUCUGUGAAAAAGCAGUUGGAACCUGGAAAGGGAAAGACCUUACAAUUGUUGACACACCUGGGUUGUUUGAUACAAAGAAGAAUCUAGAAACCACUUCUAAGGAGAUCAGUCGCUGUGUCAUCCUUUCCUGCCCAGGACCACAUGCCAUCAUUCUGGUUCAGCAACUGGAUCGAUACACUGAUGAAGCAAAACACACUGUCUCUUUGAUUAAGGCAAUCUUUGGGAAGUCAGUCAUGGACUAUAUGGUCAUCUUAUCCACUCGGAAAGAUGACUUGGGAAAUGGGACCCUAGAUGACUUUGUAAAAACUUCUAAUAAAGAUAUCCAAAAUCUUAUCCAAGAGUGUAGUGGAAGACGCUGUGCCUUUAAUAACAAAGCUCAGGGCAAUGAAAGAGAAACACAGGUGAAAGAGCUUAUGGACAUGAUUGAAAAAAUGGUGAAGGAUAAUGAGGGAAAAUACUAUUCAGAUGAAAUAUUUAAGAAAACUAAUGAGUCACUGCAAAGACAAAGAGAAGCCUUGAAGGAAAUUUACACUUCACAAAGAGAUUGUGAGCUGAAAUAUAUAGAGGAACAAUAUGCUGACAGAGAUUCUCUGACAGAAGAGAAUCAAAGGGAAAAGGAAAAACAAAUGGAAGAGGUAUACAAGAAUUAUGAAAAAAUGAAAAAUAUAAACACAGAUGCUGAGAAGUCUGUAUUUGACCAAAUUUUUCAGUACAUGAGGGAUAAGAUUUCUCAAAUUUCUGGUUGGUUUAGAAAAUGAUGAUCCAUUGAUUUCUUAUAAAUGGUGAUAUCUUGGAUGUACAGAAUUAUAACCUUAUGAAAUGGGUAGAAAUAAGUCCUACUUUUCUUCAUGUCACUGAGAGAAGUGUUUUUAAAUGAAAGAACAUUAUAUGUUGGGGAUAGAGCCCCCACUGGGGAUUUGCCAUAUUAUAUAACUCCCAGAAUUGAAUUCCACACUUGUUUUGCCUGAUACUUUAUUUACCAUGUGCCUAAGAAGUAGGCUAUGACACUUCAAACACUUUAUGGAAGCAAGUAGCUAAUUAGUCAUGAAUAAUUCUGUACAUAAAUAAGAAAUGGCACCCUUUAGCAUGGGAGAAAUGUUUAUGUAGUAAAAAGGACCAGGAAUUGGUCAUGGUCCUAUCAUCAUCAUAGAAGUCAGAUUACUCCUUGGACAGCUUUCUGACUCCUUAUUGUCCUGAGUGUGACAUGAUAUUAGUCUUCCAUAUUUAUUAAUUCUUUUUAUGUACCACCCCAUACUUAACAAAGAAACAAAAAUUAUUCUAUCUUCCUCCUAAACAUGGCUUUACUUUUCAUGUGUGCUCCUAUUCAGCUACUAUGAACUCUUUGCUUUGGCCUGUAGGGAAUAUAAGCUCCCCAUUAGCAGGUAUUGUUUCACUCAUUAUACUUGUAUUCCCAAGACUAUCUACUAUAUAGCAGAUGUGUAAUAAAUGCUUGUUAAUGGUUCUACUUAGCCAAGUUAUGUCACUGAUAUGAGACAUUAUAGUGCCAUCUCAUUGACUGGGUUCUUCAAAGACCUGCGCUCCAUAUAGCUUUUCUUUCUCCUUCCCAAUUCACUAAAUAGGAGAAGUUAUUUCUAAAACUGAUUGGGUUAACAAGGGAAGGUAGAAUUAUCUUGAGAUUUAAGUUCUGUGGAAUAAGUAUUGUCCUGUGACUAGAGAUAGUUGAUAAUACCUUGUGAAGAUGGAAGGAUGCUUCAUUAAGGAAAUAAACAUUUAUAUAAUCUACUAUGUGCCAGAUACUGUACUAAAUGCUUUAACAAAUAUCAUCUCAUUUGCUCCUAAAGACAACUAUGUAAGAUAAGUGCCAUUAUUAGCCCCAUUUUAUAUUUGAAGAAACUAAAAUAGAAGUUAAUGAGUGGUUUCUGAAAAACAUGACAAUGAAUGUUUGUGGUAGUUCUUUUUGUAGUGGCAAGGAACUGGAAAUUGAACAAAUAAUCAUCAGUUGUGGAAUGGC
Messenger RNA from Sarcophilus harrisii (Tasmanian devil), 2290 nucleotides. RefSeq names its product GTPase IMAP family member 7-like. The record is from RefSeq and is a predicted model, not a curated record. Lineage: Eukaryota; Metazoa; Chordata; Mammalia; Dasyuromorphia; Dasyuridae. Gene Ontology annotation, molecular function: GTP binding.